UCGAAUUUUGCCAAAUACCCUUCUCGCUCCGGCGGCGCACAGGCCGGGAUGGAGGAAGGGAUCACGGUUCCAGGUACCAGACCGCAGAGGCCUCGCGCUGAGUACCUUCCCGGCUCUGUGACACCAGCCCUAGGCCCCGCCCCCUUCGGCGGAGACAAUCGAAGCGCUGGGGGGGUUUCCAGAAACUCGCGCGCGCGAGCGCGCGAGCAGGAGGCCAGGCGCGAUGGACCCGGCCUUUCCCGGUGUCCAGGGUCAGGCCCAGCCGCCGCCACCCGAAAUGUGGCUGCUGGUUGGCUCCGAGGAGGCGCUCUAUGACUGUCCGGAUUACUACUACCUGCGCGAUUUCCCGGCCUGCGGGGCCGGGCGCAGCAAGGGCCGGACGCGGCGCGAGCGGGAACUGCACACCAACUGGCGCGUGCCCGGCGGCCACGAGCGCAGGAUCGCGCAGAAGCUCCUCAACGGCCAGCGCAAGCGUCGCCAGCGCCAGCUGCAGCCCCGGCCGCGCACACGUCUCGCCUGAGCGCUGUUGCGUGCGGGCCCGCGCGAGCGCCCUGGUAACGCUCCGGAUACCCAUACCCAAAGGACCUGAUAAAAGUAUUUUCUCUGACUCCAGCUGUAACUGUGGUCCUAAGGGGAACAGUCCAUGUUGGUUAACAGAACUUCUUUUCGACAUCGCUUAAGUUCAGUAUCUUUUCCUUACUGAUUGUUAAUUAAGUAACAUCCAAGUGGGUAUGCCUGUUUAGGGUUUUUAAUUAAAAGAGCAGCAAG
Physeter macrocephalus (sperm whale) is the source of this 768-nucleotide messenger RNA. It is a transcript of the gene NUPR2, whose product is annotated as nuclear protein 2, transcriptional regulator. The transcript has 2 exons. NCBI's taxonomy places the organism in Eukaryota, Metazoa, Chordata, Mammalia, Artiodactyla, Physeteridae. Gene Ontology annotation, cellular component: nucleus. Bases 224 to 520 code for a protein of 98 amino acids. Gene Ontology annotation, biological process: negative regulation of cell cycle; regulation of transcription by RNA polymerase II; negative regulation of cell population proliferation. The record is from RefSeq and is a predicted model, not a curated record.